Messenger RNA from Hemiscyllium ocellatum (epaulette shark), 1847 nucleotides. It is a transcript of the gene slc8a3, whose product is annotated as solute carrier family 8 member 3. Bases 75 to 1847 code for a protein of 590 amino acids. Gene Ontology annotation, biological process: sodium ion transmembrane transport; calcium ion import across plasma membrane; cell communication. Gene Ontology annotation, cellular component: postsynapse; sarcolemma; axon. NCBI's taxonomy places the organism in Eukaryota, Metazoa, Chordata, Chondrichthyes, Orectolobiformes, Hemiscylliidae. Gene Ontology annotation, molecular function: calcium:sodium antiporter activity. The transcript has a single exon. The record is from RefSeq and is a predicted model, not a curated record.
UGUGCAGCGGAGCCACCUUUGGCUUGGAAGAUUGACUUUGAUUCACAGAGGGCGUUGGGAUUGAACCUGUUUGCAUGGCGUGGUUUAGGCUGCAGACGUUCAUGUCGUUUUGCCAGCACUUGGGCCUCUUGGCAGUCAUACUGCUGGUGCAGCCUCCUCAGGUGGACGCGGAUGCACCCGGCCCAACAAGCCCCCCUAAGCAAAACAAAUCCUGCGUGGGCAGCUAUGAAUGCAAGCAAGGGGUCAUACUGCCAAUAUGGUACCCGGAAGACCCGUCCCUGGGCGACAAGAUUGCCCGGGUGAUCGUCUAUUUCGUGGCGCUGAUCUACAUGUUCCUGGGGGUCUCCAUCAUCGCCGACCGCUUCAUGGCCUCGAUCGAAGUGAUCACAUCGCAGGAGAAGGAGAUCACCAUCAAUAAGCCGAACGGGGAAACGUCCACCACCCUGGUUCGCAUCUGGAACGACACGGUGUCCAACCUGACCCUCAUGGCCCUGGGCUCGUCGGCCCCGGAGAUCAUGCUGUCCCUGAUCGAGGUGUGCGGACACGGGUUUAAAGCGGGCGACCUGGGCCCCAGCACCAUCGUGGGCAGCGCCGCCUUCAACAUGUUCAUCAUCGUCGCCAUCUGCGUGUACGCCAUCCCCGACGGCGAGACCCGCAAAAUCAAGCACCUGCGGGUGUUCUUCGUCACGGCGGCCUGGAGCAUCUUCGCCUACGUCUGGCUCUACAUGAUCCUGGCCGUCUUCUCGCCGGGGGUGGUGCAGGUCUGGGAGGGGCUGGCCACCUUCCUCUUCUUCCCGGUCUGCGUGCUGCUGGCCUGGGUGGCGGACCGCCGGCUGCUCUUCUACCAGUACCUGCACAAGAGGUACCGCGCCAGCAAGAGCAGGGGGCUGGUCAUCGAGACCGAGGGCGAGCCGCCCAAGGGCAUCGAGAUGGACGGCAAGCUGGCCAACUCGCCCGUGCUCGACGGCGUGCUGCUGGCCCUGGAGGGCAAGGAGGCGGCGGACGAGUCCCGCAAGGAGAUGAUCCGCAUCCUCAAGGAGCUGAAGCAGAAGCACCCGGAGAAGGAGCUGGACCAGCUGGUGGAGAUGGCCAACUACUACGCCCUGUCGCACCAGCAGAAGAGCCGGGCCUUCUACCGCAUCCAGGCCACCCGCAUGAUGACCGGCGCGGGCAACAUCCUCAAGAAGCACGCCGCCGAGCAAGCCAAGCGCAGCGCCAGCCUGCAGGAGGUCAGGGCGGACGCGCCCGAGGACCUGUGCUGCCGGGUCCACUUCGAGCCGUCCGCCUACCAGUGCCUGGAGAACUGCGGGGCCGUCUCGCUGACCGUGGUCCGCAGGGGCGGCGACGUCUCCCGGCCGCUGGUGGUGGACUACAAGACCGAGGACGGCUCGGCCAACGCGGGCGCCGACUACGAGUUCAGCGAGGGCACGGUGGUCUUCAAGUCGGGCGAGACGCAGAAGGAGAUCACCGUCGGCAUCAUCGACGACGACAUCUUCGAGGAGGACGAGCACUUCUUCGUGCGCCUCAACAACAUCCGAGUGCUGGAGCUGGAGGACGCCCUGGAGCCGAACAACGUGCCCUACCCCAAAGCUUUAAUCGUCUCCCCACUGGUCGCCACGGUGACUAUUCUGGACGAUGACCACGCCGGGAUCUUCACCUUUGAGAGUGAUGUGGUCCGUGUGAGUGAGAGUAUCGGUGUGAUGGAGGUGAAAGUGCUGAGGACAUCUGGGGCACGCGGGACAGUCAUUGUUCCCUUCAGGACAGUGGAAGGGACGGCUAAAGGAGGCGGAGAAGACUUUGAGGACACUUACGGAGAACUGGAAUUCAAAAACGACGAGACUCUGUAA